GCCCGAGGCAGGGCGACGGGGCUGAGGCCCUACCCCUGGCUUCUCUAGGGUGGAGGCCGGACUCCUGGGUCCUCCUUGCAUCGGCCGCUCGCGCUGCUUCCUCUUCCAGGUCUCCAGGCGCCCUUCCCCGCCCGGCGCCGGCGAUGAGACGCGGCUGCGGGGACGAAGGGGUUAACGCACCCUCCAUGGACCCAGAGCAAGCCUGAGCCCCGGAACCGGGUGCAGCCCCGCCGGCAUCAUGCUGGAGCGAGGGGAGCAAGGGCCUGGGGGUAGGGGGAGAAGCCCGUCUGCCAAGGAGCCAGCCACCAACGGAGGGGCCUCCAGCAAAGCCUCCAAGCCAAAGCGCAGCCCGGCAGCAGCCUCCUCCGAGCGCCCAGGCCCGUCCAGGGCCCGACGCCCGCCGCCACUCCAGCGGCCUCAUCGCUGCCCAGACUGUGACAAGGCCUUCUCGUACCCCUCCAAGCUGGCCACUCACCGCCUGGCCCACGGCGGGGCCCGCCCACACCCCUGCCCCGACUGCGAUAAGGCCUUCUCGUACCCCUCCAAGCUGGCCGCCCACCGCCUCACCCACAGCGGCGCCCGCCCCUUCCCCUGCCCGGACUGCCCCAAGGCCUUUGGCCACCGAUCCAAGCUGGCCGCCCACCGCUGGACCCACUCGCCGGCCCGCCCCUACCCCUGCCCAGACUGCCCCAAGUCCUUCUGCUACCCCUCCAAGCUGGCCGCCCACCGCCACACGCACGCUGGGGGCGCCCGGCCCUACCCCUGCCCGCAGUGCCCCAAGUCCUUCUGCUACCCCUCCAAGCUGGCGGCCCACCAGCGGCGCCAUGCCACCGCC
Gracilinanus agilis (Agile Gracile Mouse Opossum) is the source of this 835-nucleotide messenger RNA. RefSeq names its product zinc finger protein 575 (gene ZNF575). Gene Ontology annotation, biological process: negative regulation of transcription by RNA polymerase II. The record is from RefSeq and is a predicted model, not a curated record. The transcript has 3 exons. The annotation marks the transcript as partial. Gene Ontology annotation, molecular function: DNA-binding transcription repressor activity, RNA polymerase II-specific. Lineage: Eukaryota; Metazoa; Chordata; Mammalia; Didelphimorphia; Didelphidae.